Molecule: messenger RNA, 1533 nt
Organism: Hyposmocoma kahamanoa
Lineage: Eukaryota; Metazoa; Arthropoda; Insecta; Lepidoptera; Cosmopterigidae
Product: chromatin complexes subunit BAP18-like
Exons: 5
Coding region: 202-690 (162 amino acids)
Cellular component (GO): MLL1 complex; NURF complex
Source: RefSeq, a predicted model, not a curated record
CCAGAUUGGAUUAAUACAAAUUAAGUCGUGUGCUUUGCAUUUAAUAUUAAAAAAGCUCAUUGUAUUUUACAAAAAGUUACGACCGCAAUACGUACCAUUGUAUUAACUUUAACUUCUAUAAAUAAAGUCAGCGUCCCUAAUUUGGGAACUAAUUUUUGGUCCUAAGCAAUACUUUGAUUCGUCAAAAUUCCGGUCACCACAAUGAACAAUUCCGCGGCUAAGGUCGGGGAAAUAUUUCGCGAAGCCGGCUCUGCGUUUAAUAAACUGUCAGAAAUGACCAUGCUUUUGCAUCCUAUGGGAGAUUCCCAACCUGGUGGCAAGUGGACUGAAGAAGAAAUUGAGAUGCUGCGCAACUGUGUCCACCGGUUUGCAGUAGACCUCAAUAAGCUUAGUCAACAUAUCAAAAACAGGACUGUAACCCAAAUCCGUACAACACUAAAGAAGAAAGCAUUUGAAGAUGCAGGUAUACCUGUGAGACAGGUAAGCAGCGCGGUAACAAGUCUGUCUCAGCCGCAGACCCCUCAGGUAGCAUCACCACGGAGCGUGAUCAGCCAUCAGUCCGUGUUAGGAAAAAACGCCGAGGUAACUCUCAAUAUGCUGAAUGCCUCUGAAAACGAGGUAGACGUAGAAGGGCUCAGCAACGACGUAAAACUGGAAUUUGAGGCCAACACAGAAGAGGUAGCUACAUGAAAUUCGUUUAGCUGCUCUUUCUAAGCAGUGGAUUGGGUACCCUCCUCUUUAUAUGUUAGAUUCGUUGUUAAAUAACCUGCAAUUAUUUCAUAUAAAAAAUUUGAAAUGUUUAGUUUUUAUUGUCUCAAGUUAAUGUAUAACUGAUAUUUUGAAACAAAACUGAUUAUUCUAUUUAAUUUGACACAUUGGUGAGCAUUAGUCCACACACAACGACAGUGUAAAACUUAACAUAGAUUAUAAUUUCAAAUUAUAAGUGUUAUUUAAAAUUAAUGUACGUAUAAUCGAAAUUAUGCAGUACCUAGCCUAAAAUAGCCUGCCCUUGUUUUAAUUAAAUUGCUUAAUUCUGUGUCCAUAUAUAAUAAUGAAAAAAUAUGACGGGGAUUUUUUCGUCGAAGUGUUGUGGACUGAUAAUUUACUGUUUUAUUGAUUUUGUGUACAAAAAGAACUAAAAAUUGUGACUCUUGGUUUCUGAAAUAAUUGCGAUAGAACUUAUUUUGAAAUCCAUAGUCAAUAAGUCUUUAAAAUUAAAAGUAAAAUAACUUUAUGAUUUGUAAAUAUAUUAACUCUGUCAGCAAUUACUUUUCUGUAAAAUUACACAAUAGUUAGGGCUUUCAAAUUUUCCGUAGCGUACUUGUAAGAGGGUACUAAAUCUGUAAGAGACGGUUUAAAUUAAUGUAGUGUAAGUGAAAAGGACAAUGUGACUAGUGUUUGUUGUUAAUCUUAAUGUAAGUUUAGUACAUAGUAGUAGAAAGUCCAAUAGAACAUAAUUUACAACCCUCGUGUUAAAAUAUUAUUAUAGUCAAAAAUUAACUUUGUCAAAUUGCAUGCAGGUUACUUGCAAAA